AUGGCGAGCCCCCCUGGGCAAAGCUCUCCCAAACUUGGAGACGACAAAACCCAAAGUAUUGUCGAUACUAAAGACGUCGCUGCUCUUGGAUCGUCCCCGUCGGCCAGCGAAGACUCUGGGUCAGACGAGGAGUUUGAGGAAGAUCUAAUCAAGAAUCCUUUCCUCGACCCAGAUGUUGCAGCACACUGGCGAAAGGUGUAUGAGGAUGCCGACUACGAGUCCCGUCAUGUGUUUGAUCCCACCUUAACGUGGACGGAAGAGGAGGAGAAACGGGUACGCCGCAAGCUGGACUGGAGGAUCUGCACAUGGGCGGCUUUGGCAGAUAAUAUGCUGGACGAUCUUGGGCUCACCACAAAUGACGCAAUCAACGUAGCAUGGGUCUCCAAAAACGCCAACAACGUCGGCACCCGCACCGUAGCCUCCGCUCUCUACAACAUAUCCGUCCAAAUCGGGCACGUAGCCUACUCCUUCAUCUACGUCGAGUCGGACAAGCCCUACUACCGGGACGGCAACACCAAGCUGUUCGCCAUCAACCUGCUGUCCAUUCUCGUCUUCCUGGGCACCAAGGCCUACUACGUGUACCGCAACCGGGCCAAGGAGGCGGUGUGGGCGCGGAUGAGCGCCGAGGAGCGCGCGGCCUACGUGCGCACGAGCGAUGUCAAGGGGUAUAGUGUAUACGUCGGUGUCGCCACUGCAGAAGGCGGUGGGUGUGAAGCCAGGAAGCUUCGUUCUAGUUAUUGCCCUUGCCAUUCGUACCUAUGUUAA
This is a messenger RNA of Chaetomium globosum CBS 148.51, 765 nucleotides long. RefSeq lists its product as uncharacterized. Lineage: Eukaryota; Fungi; Ascomycota; Sordariomycetes; Sordariales; Chaetomiaceae. The transcript has 6 exons. Bases 1 to 765 code for a protein of 254 amino acids. The record is from RefSeq and is a predicted model, not a curated record. Gene Ontology annotation, cellular component: membrane. Gene Ontology annotation, molecular function: transmembrane transporter activity.